This is a messenger RNA of Phyllopteryx taeniolatus (common seadragon), 1932 nucleotides long. RefSeq names its product THO complex 3 (gene thoc3). The record is from RefSeq and is a predicted model, not a curated record. Lineage: Eukaryota; Metazoa; Chordata; Actinopteri; Syngnathiformes; Syngnathidae. Bases 39 to 1004 code for a protein of 321 amino acids. The transcript is spliced from 6 exons. Gene Ontology annotation, cellular component: THO complex part of transcription export complex. Gene Ontology annotation, molecular function: protein binding. Gene Ontology annotation, biological process: mRNA export from nucleus.
CCGCUUCCUCCCUUGCGACGUCACGCAGUUGAGCCAAAAUGGCGUCGCGCUACUACCAGACGAUGCAGGAGAGUUUCAAAACGAACAACAAAAGUCGCGAGUUCCCGGCGCAUUCGGCCAAAGUUCACUCGGUGGCGUGGAGCUGCGACGGCAGAAGACUCGCGUCGGGAUCUUUCGACAAAACCGCCAGCGUUUUUGUCCUGGAAAAAGACCGACUGGUGAAGGAGAACAACUACCGUGGGCACAGCGACAGCGUGGAUCAGCUGUGCUGGCACCCCACCAAUCCGGACCUCUUCGUCACGGCGUCGGGUGACAAAAGUGUGCGAAUAUGGGACGUGCGCACCACUAAGUGCAUGGCCGUCGUCACGACUAAAGGCGAGAACAUUAACAUCUGCUGGAGUCCGGACGGCCAAACGAUCGCUGUGGGUAACAAGGAUGACGUGGUCACCUUCAUUGACGCCAAAACCCACAAGACCAAGGCCGAGGAGCAGUUCAAAUUUGAAGUCAACGAGAUCUCGUGGAACAACGACAACAACAUGUUUUUCCUCACCAACGGCAACGGAUGCAUCAACAUACUCAGUUACCCCGAGCUGAAGACCAUCCAGUCGAUCAAAGCUCACCCUUCCAACUGCAUCUGCAUCAAGUUUGACCCGACGGGCAAAUACUUCGCCACGGGCAGCACGGACGCUCUGGUCAGUCUUUGGGACGUAGACGAGUUGGUGUGCGUGCGCUGCUUCUCCAGGCUGGACUGGCCCGUGAGGACGCUAAGCUUCAGUCACGAUGGGAAGAUGUUGGCGUCGGCGUCGGAGGACCACUUCAUCGACAUCGCCGAGGUGGAAACAGGCGAGAAGCUUUGGGAGGUUCAGUGCUUGCCCACGUUUACGGUGGCCUGGCACCCCAAGCGCCCCCUUCUGGCGUACGCCUGCGAUGACAAGGACUGCAAGUACGACAACAACCGUGAGGCGGGCACCGUCAAACUCUUCGGCCUCCCGAACGACUCCUGAUGCUGCAACCGGUCUACAGAAAGCCCUUCAAGUCUUACGACUAACCUUUUUCCGCCACUAGUGCAACUUUGGCCAACUAAUAUGCAAGUAAACCUUACUAGUAAACUACUGUGCUCCACUAGUAACACUAAUAGACCCAAUCAGUAAGCAUGUUUUGAACUAGUAUCCUCUUUAUCAAGGAUAUCAAAUGUUUUUUUUAUUCAAUGUCCAUUAUAGCCAUCUUAAGAUCCAUAUACUAUUACGCUUUUUUGUCUUCACUAGUAGGACAACUGUCAUACUAGUAGGACUACAUGGUAUGAGUGUGGCAAAACUUUGCACUAGUUGACAACUGUUUUCUACCUGUACUGAAAGUGACAUAAUAUUCAACUAGUAAACAUCUAGUGCUUCUCAAGUAGUACUAGUAGCAUGCAGAUGUCAGCUAGUGCAAAGUUUUGCCUCACUUGUAACAUGUAGUUGUCCUACUAGUAUGCCAAAGUUGGCCUAAUAGUGCACUGGGUUUGCUUACUAGUGACGACAAAGAGCAUACUGGUAUAUGGAUAGCAAGGAUAAAUAAAUGCUCGAACAACUUUAUGAAAAAAUGCUUGAUUAGAACGCUACCAGUGCGUAUGCGUACUAAUUGGGCCCAAUAUUGUUAUUACUGUAUUGCGGCACAGUAGUUGACGAGUAAGUUUUAGUUGCCUAUUAGUAGGCCAAAAGUAGUACCAGAAGUGGCAAAAUGUAACAGUCAUUGUAUUAGUGUGCUGAAUUGUCUUACUAGUACGUACAAAAAAAUUACUAGUACCUCAAAUGGCUUUCCAUGGGAGUCGACCAAUCAGCGAACAUGUGUGUAUGACAUCAUCACCUCUGCCUCCAGUAGGAGGCGCUGCUGUAAAAUAUUGUUUUUAAUGUACAAAAAUGUCAACUUUUGCUAUUAAACAUGCUUUUGUUA